Messenger RNA from Nilaparvata lugens (brown planthopper), 566 nucleotides. RefSeq lists its product as uncharacterized. NCBI's taxonomy places the organism in Eukaryota, Metazoa, Arthropoda, Insecta, Hemiptera, Delphacidae. The transcript is spliced from 4 exons. The record is from RefSeq and is a predicted model, not a curated record. The coding region runs from base 1 to 366 and encodes 121 amino acids.
AUGGGAGGGGAUACCCAUAAGCACUACGCCAGCCAGCACCCAGACCCAGCAUGGAGCAUGCAGCAUUUCAGCAAGUCACCAUCACCAGUGACCAGUGACCAGUCUGGCUUACUGGCUGACAGUCCAGUCGCCAUUAGUUGUGCAGAUGGUGCUGUCCGGUGGAUGGGAGAUGUGGGGGGUCGGCGGUCCGGGCUGCUCUUCUACUCGGCGGGCAACGUCCUUGGACUCCUGGUAGUCGGCGCGCGGUGGUACGAGCUGUCCCUCUACCUGAUGGAUGUCGUCCUCAGCUUGGCGGGUGAUGUCGUCCGGUCCCUCUCGGCAUUCUGCGGGGUGUGGUGCGACUUCAGUCUUGACAUUCUCGGAUGAUGUUUGCCCAAUAUAGCGGGAUGAGUGUGUGGUCUUCGGUCAGCGGUGGGGAUUCUGUAGUGUGAAGUACAGACGUCUGGACCUCUGGGACGGCGGUGCAUGGGCGUUUCUCCUGCGCGACAUCUUCCGCCCUUGAAGUCGCCGAUGUGGGCUCCAGGAUGCGAUGUGGUUCUUCCAUAAUUUAUCGGAUGAUAUAAAGA